AGGGCAGAGAGGGUCAAGUGCUUGCCGAACAGCAAGCUCAGCAAGGCGCCGUGCGCGGGGUACCGCCUGCAAUGGAACAGGUGGAUUAUGCUGAUCCGUCGCGGCGAUAGAGGCUGCAUGGUCGUACAUCAACUUCCCUUUGCGACUUCCGAUGUUUGUGACGGCGGCGUUCCAGCAAGAGUGCGACAUUUUCGUCCCGAGGUACUUGCGGCAGGGCGCACUGGUCUUUACCGACGGGGCCGGGCCGUACGAGGCGCCUCGCGGCAGGCGACGUCAAGUGUUCCCCCGCGCGCUCCCGCAAGGAUGCUUGGGCCGCGCGAAGGCGAUUGGGAAGGACGCGUGCAGCGGCUGGCGCCUGCGCGCGGGUCGAACCAGCUUCAGCAGGAUCUUUUGGCGGAAGAAGCUUUCGCGCGGGGUGAUGACGCACUCGAAGGAUGAGUGGUGCGUGGUGAACUCGAUCCGCUUGCACUCGGCCAGUGGCACGAGCCGCGUGGUGAAGCUGAAACACGGCACUGGGUGCGUGGACGGGUGCUGGUCUGAGAUGAAGCAGGCCAUCCCCCAGUCCUUGAAGAGCGUCGAGCACGAUAAGAUGGCUCUCUACGUGAAGUCGUGGGCUUGGCGCACGCGGCGCCAAGGCGAUAAUUGUUUGCGGACAUCCCCCCGCAACGUGAAGUAGAUAAAAGUAGUCGCUAAACUGUCUUCAGCCGUCGAUCGAGCACGCGC
Messenger RNA from Prorocentrum cordatum, 723 nucleotides. The record is from the annotation of a GenBank genome assembly. Lineage: Eukaryota; Dinophyceae; Prorocentrales; Prorocentraceae.